Hipposideros armiger (great roundleaf bat) is the source of this 1961-nucleotide messenger RNA. It is a transcript of the gene LRRC70, whose product is annotated as leucine rich repeat containing 70. The record is from RefSeq and is a predicted model, not a curated record. Gene Ontology annotation, biological process: positive regulation of synapse assembly; axonogenesis. Gene Ontology annotation, molecular function: protein binding. NCBI's taxonomy places the organism in Eukaryota, Metazoa, Chordata, Mammalia, Chiroptera, Hipposideridae.
AUUAUAAAACUUUCAUUUUAAGAAAAUUUUGAUGAUUUAAAGUUUUACCUUCUCUUUUUAUAGCCAAUUCUGAUAUGAACAGAAAAACCAAGAACAGGGCUAUGUGUGGAUUACAUUUUUCUCUGCCUUGUCUAUAACUGUCUCUACUUGUUACCUAUUGUCUUGUAUUAUUAUUAUUUCAUAAAGAGAUACUUGGAUGUCCAUCUGUUUGCCAGCUCUGCACUGGGAGACAAAUUAACUGCCAUAACUUAGGCCUUUCAAGUAUUCCUAAGAAGUAUCCUCAAAGUACAGUUUUUCUGUAUUUGAUUGGAAAUAAUAUAGCUCAUAUAUGUGAAAGUGAAUUAAUAGGCCUUCAUUCUCUUGUAGCAUUAUAUUUGGAUAAUAGUAGCAUUGUGUAUGCAUAUCCAAAAGCCUUCGUUCAUUUGCAGCAUCUAUAUUUUUUGUAUAAUAAUUUUAUGAGGUGCUUGGAUCCUGCAAUAUUGAAGGGGCUUUCCAGUCUUUGUAAUUUAUAUUUACAGUCUAAUCAAAUAUCUUUUGUUCCAAGAGAAGUAUUUAAUGAUCUAGUUUCAGUUCAGUACUUAAAUCUACAAAGAAAUCACCUCACUGUCCUCAGGAGUGGUACCUUUGUUGGUAUGAUUGCUCUUCGGAUAUUUGAUUUAUCAAACAAUAAAAUUUUGAGAAUAUCAGACGCAGGCUUUCAAUAUCUUGGAAAUCUGGAUUGUUUGUAUCUAGAAGGUAAUAACUUAACAAAAGUACCAUCAAAUGCUUUUGAAGUACUUAAGAGUCUUAAAAGACUUUCUUUGUCUCAUAACCAUAUUGAAGCAGUACAGCCCUUUGCAUUUAAAGCACUUAUCCGCUUAGAAUAUCUCCUCCUGAAAAAUUCAAUAAUUAAAAAUGUUAUUAGGGAUGGGUUUAGUGGAAUUAAUAAUCUUAAACAUUUUCUCUUAAGCCAUAAUGAUUUAGAAAUAAAGUCUGACACAUUUAGCUUAAAGAAUUUAAUUUACCUUAAGUUAGCUAGAAACAGAAUAAUCAGCAUUGAUAGUGAUACAUUUGAAAACAUGGAAGCAUCUUUGAAGAUCCUUAAUCUGUCAUUUAAUAAUAUUACAGACUUACAUCCAAGGGUCCUUAAGCCAUUGUCUUCAUUGACUCAUCUUCAGGCAAAUUCUAAUCCUUGGGAAUGUUACUGCAAACUAUUGGGCCUUCGUGACUGGCUAGCAUCUUCAGCCAUUACCUUAAACAUCUAUUGUCAGAAUCCCCCAUCCAUGCAUGGCAGAGCAUUGCAUCAUAUUAAGUGGACUGACUUUACAAAUUGUGUUACGUCUUCGACAAAUGUAUCCAGAGCUUGGGCUGUACAGUUUCAUCAGAUUCAUCACGAGAUCACUGCGCUAAUGAUGGCCUGGCAUACAGUAACCACAGAUGGGAAACAUUUGGAAAAUACUGAGAGCGUUACUUUCUUGGAACAAAUUCCUGCUUCACCUACCAGUAGAGUUUUUCAAGAGAAUACCUUUGGUAAUCUACUAGAGACUACUGCAGUGCUACCUGUGCAAAUACAGCUUACUUCUUCUGUUAACUUGAACUUGGAAAGGAACAGCACUCUACUGACUAAUGCUACUUCAGUGUCAGGGAAAACAUCUCUAAUUUGUACACAAGAAGUUGAAAAGUUAAAUGAGGCUUUUGACAUUUUGUUAGCUUUUUUCAUCUUAGCUUGUGUUUUAAUCAUUUUUUUGAUCUACAAACUUAUUCAAUUUAAACAAAAUCAAAAGACACCAGAAAACUCAGGGGAAAACAGACUUGAAUACUACAGCUUUUAUCAAUCAGCAAGGUAUAAUGUAACUGCCUCAAUUUGUAACACUCGCCCAAAUUCUCUUGAAAGCUCUGGUUUGGAGCAGGUUCGACUUCACAAACAAAUUGUUCCUGAAAGUGAGUCACAGGUCAUUCUCUUUGAACAUUCUGCUUUAUAA